Clupea harengus (Atlantic herring) is the source of this 4975-nucleotide messenger RNA. It is a transcript of the gene cab39l1, whose product is annotated as calcium binding protein 39, like 1. The record is from RefSeq and is a predicted model, not a curated record. NCBI's taxonomy places the organism in Eukaryota, Metazoa, Chordata, Actinopteri, Clupeiformes, Clupeidae. Gene Ontology annotation, molecular function: protein serine/threonine kinase activator activity. Gene Ontology annotation, biological process: intracellular signal transduction.
UUAUGAAUACUGGGUGUUUCAAACGCACCCACCCUGUUGUUGCGAAGGUAACUUGUUCAUUAGCUUCGAGAUAGAUAGAACACGUAGUUAGCAAGCUAACUAGCUGGUAACAGUGCAGAUACAGAGAAGGAACACUGAAGGAAGAGAAAGUUUUUUAACUUUAGCUCGCUAUCCAAAGAACACAGUACCAACUAAGCUUAGCAUAGUUUUAACCUUGGUAGCUAUGAACUUGUGAUCUAACGUUAGCUGAUUUAUUCACUUUCCAUUAGUCGCUACUCCCAACUACAGUUCGCUGUAUCCAGAUAGCCAGACGCUGGCUAUUUUUGGUGAUUUUUAAAAGCCGACUUUUGAGCCUGUCAAGACCGCCCGCUGUCAGACCGCCAUGCCGUUCCCCUUUGGGAAGUCUCAGAAGAGCCCAGCAGAGAUUGUGAAAAGUUUAAAGGAAAAUGUUGCAUGCUUGGAGAAGCUAGAGACUUCUGACAGCAAGAAGUGUGAAAAGGUUGCAGAGGAGGUGUCCAAAAAUUUGUCUUCCCUGAAAGAGGUGCUCUGUGGCACUGCCGAUAAAGAGCCUCAAACAGAGGCAGUGGCUCAGCUUGCGCAAGAGCUUUACAACACAAACCUCCUGAUCUCUCUCAUUGCCAACCUUCAAAGGAUUGACUUUGAAGGUAAAAAAGAUGUGGUCCACGUCUUUAGCAACAUUGUGCGGCGUCAGAUUGGCACACGCACCCCCACAGUGGAGUACAUCUCUUCCCACCCGCAGAUCCUCUUCAUGCUGCUGAAAGGCUAUGAGAGUGCUGAGGUGGCCCUGAACUGUGGGAUGAUGCUGAGGGAGUGCCUGCGUCAUGAGCCUCUGGCACGGACUAUCCUCUUCUCGGAGGACCUCUACCGCUUCUUUAACUAUGUUGAGCUCUCCACUUUUGACAUUGCCUCUGAUGCCUUUGCCUCGUUUAAGGACCUCUUGACAAGGCAUAAGAUUAUGUGUGCGGAUUUCUUGGAGACAAAUUAUGACAGAGUGUUUACCGAAUAUGAGAAGUUGCUGCAUUCUGAGAAUUAUGUUACCAAGCGACAGUCUCUGAAGCUUCUGGGAGAACUGCUGCUCGACAGGCACAACUUCACAGUCAUGACCAAAUACAUCAGUCACGCAGAGAACCUCAAGCUCAUGAUGAACAUGCUCAGAGACAACAGCCGCAACAUCCAGUUCGAGGCCUUCCACGUCUUCAAGGUAUUUGUGGCCAAUCCCAACAAGACUCAACCAGUGCUGGACAUCCUGCUUAAGAACCAGUCCAAGCUGGUCGAGUUCCUCAGCCAUUUCCAGACGGACCGCUCUGAGGACGAGCAGUUCUGCGACGAGAAGAACUACCUGAUCAAGCAGAUCCGGGACCUGAAGAGGCCUGUGCCGCCCGAGGAAUCCUAAAUCCAAAAGAGCUGCGAAAGAGGAAAUGUGUAAGGAGAGAGGUUUGGGGUGGGAGCAGGGAUUUGCUGAGGUUUCAAAGGAGAAGUCGGAGACAUCAAUGGAGGCAAAAAGGGAGAGGAUUUAACACAGGCAGAAAGCUUUAGAGGGCUGAGGGAGAGAAGAUGUCUUUCAGGCCCUUACUUCCUCUUGACCUUUGACCUCAAUAAUGGGAAAAGGAUAGUUAAUGUUCUUGUGCGUGCAGAGCCUCUUAUUUUCCUGAGCGUAGGCAAUGAGGGGGACAUUGUGAGGAGAGGAGUGGGUUGGACCCUCACACUCCAUUGACACCGCAAAGCCAGUAACAAAGGUGUGAAAUCCAACUCGAUUUCAAUACCUCAAUGUUUUUCAAGACUUUUGUUAGUGGGAUAGUGGGGUGGGGGGAAAUGUUUUUACCCCAUAUGCAAACGCAUCUCCAUAAGAGUUAACUUUUCUUUAAACAUUAAAUUUCAUUGGAAAUAUUUGAUUGAGCAUAAAUCUUAAACCUUAAAGUGUAUAUGAUUUCUCAAUGUUAAAAGCCUUAUGACUCUGAAAUGGUCAGGAAGACAGCCUCACGGUUGGUCUCCGACAGGCACCACAGAGUCUCACACCACCAUUUAAGCAAAAUGAAUUUUAAGGCUUUUUACUGAAAAGAACUAUUCAAGAGUAAACAUCAAUUAUGUAACUGUCUUGCUCUCUGAUGCCGCACUAAUCAUUUCCUCAUCAUCUUGGUUGUUUGUUAUAUUUUAAGAGCCCCUUUGAUGCUGGUUUUUGCCUCUGUGCUCUCUGAAAACAGAAGUUUAGUAUUUUGCUUUGCUUGGGCUAGUUCCUUAGGAAUUGUAUUUUAAGUAUUGUAGGGAUGGUAUUUAAUUUUUGCUUAAAGAUUUAGGGAAUUUUCAUUGUCAAACAGCAGAAACUUUUCAGGGUUGGGUCAAUUUUCAGUUAUGUAUCAACACAUGGUACACUUAAGACAGGACUUAAACAACACCCUGUACAUAUACACUGUAAUAAUAUUGUAGUGAUAGGAUGGACAUUUUGAUGCUUGUCAGAUGCUGUUCAGUUUCCUUGGCAACUGUUUGGGAUGCCAGGUUGCAUUCCGCAGUUGAACCUAAACGCAUAAGAAUCAGUUGAAGUAGGCAUCAGCAAAAUGACCAUUGAACAUGGUUCAUACUCCAGCCCAUUACCUGCACUGUCAAACUUGAAUGAGCCAAAACUGUGGCAUCAUACGGGAUCUCAUGGUUGCCCCAGUUCUACACAGUGUGAUUGGGUCCAUUUCUGCUCAACACCUUUCAGUAGCCGGUUUCCAUGGCUACUGAAAGCUGUUUGGAUGAAAUGCUAAAGGGUUCUACUGAGAAAAAAAAGUUGUCCUGAAUGCUAAAUGGUAUACCUUAAGUUAAAUUUAUAUUCUAUGUAAUCUGUUUGCACAAACAUGUUUUCUUAUAUACCUCAUAGGUUUUGAGUUCCUAAGUGCUGUGUACUCAUUUCUCCUUCACAAGUUUAUUUCAUUUGAUUAUAUUGUGGAUGGGGGCAGUAGUUUGAAUUAUGCAUGCUAUAAAGCAUCUAAAAGAAAAUAUUUGGCUUCGAACCAUUUGAGGCCUGCACUUAACAUGAUAAUGCAAACCCUGGCUUUGUGAAAACACCAGCCAGUCCAGAAAUUAAGUCUGCGCAUAACCCCCCACAGAUGUUUGAAUGUGAAAUUUGGGGGCGGAGUGGCUAUGUAGAGCUUUUGGGUGUCACACAGAAUUGCGACUUCAGCUACCUGCCGAAGUGGUGCUGGCCAGUGCUAUUAAACAAUGGGCUGUGGACCUCCGCUUGAAUGUACGAUAGAAAUUCAAGUAACCUGCAAGAUUAGAGUUUUAAGGUCAUCCUCUCGUCUAACAAGCAUUGAUUACCACAGCUGUACGCCAGCAGAGGUCUCCAUUGUUUUCUGAUUUAGUGUUUGCAGAAACCUGCUGUAAAGGUUACAUUUUCUCCCAUUCAAUCGUAAAUCCAAAUCAUUGAACACAACGAGCACACACCUUCUGAAACUGUGCAAACCCAGGUAUACUUCUUCUAACAGUAACUUGGUUUUACUUUUAUUUAGUCUCAGAUCUUGGAUCAAGAUCUGCACUUCCAGGCAGUUUGUAAGAACUGAUUGUACGUGCCACUUGUCUUUUAGCUUCACAUACACUGCCCUUAAAAUAUCUUUCUAAUCUGUCUUUUCUUCAGGACACAUUUUACUCUAAAGUUUUAUAAAGCUGUCAUACUUUUACCCAACAAAGUAAAACCUGCCUGUGCUGUGACUAUUUCUGAUGCACAUUUAAUAUAGGUUUUCUCUCUGCAACUAAUCAGUGGUUCAGUGCCUUCUUGAUUGAAUGGGAGUGAAUGUAAAUGUCUUGUGCCAACCUGCUACUGCACAGCUGGGUCAAUGAAUUCUUUCCAACCAAUGAGACUUUUAGGGCAUCAUAUUAUUGCUGGUGCACUUCCUUAAGGACACAUUCUGUGGUUUUGGUGUGGCUGUAAACGUACCAUAAAUGUAAACUGAAAAGUUGAGAACGUUACUUGGGAGGGGCCAUAUUCGACCCUUGGCACGUGGCAAUGUUUUCAAAUCAUAAAUUGUAUUUUUCAGUGUGUUCACUUUAAGUGAAGACUUUAAGUUCUCUAUUUUUCAUGAUUUGAUCACAUUGAUGUGCAUGUUACCGCCUGCCAGGUUAACAGUACCGUUCACCGGUCUUGUUGGAUCAACAACAGUUGUGCUCAAAUUAUCUAGUCACCUUAAUAUAUACACUGUUAACUUCUGCAUCCAAAUUGCAGAAUGUGUACAACUGCAUGGAAAAAAGAACUGUCACAGCAUGCCUGUUGAAAUAGGACGGCUACUGCGAAAGAUCAUACGAUGCAGUGAGGAAGUGCAAAUUUGGAGUUUCUGUGCAUAGAAUGCUUUGCCUCGCAGUUAGCAAGCAUACAAAGUGUGACUUGAGGAAAAAUGUAAACUCCAAAAACCAUUAUGAUUGCCUUUAUUGUAGUGCAGGUUGGGAGCUGAGGUUGCCCCUGGGGGCUGAAAAGUAUUUUGAGACAUCAAGUGCUCAUUGUUGUGAUGAAUGUAUCAAUGGUGCAUGAAUUCCAGCUUCAACAGCAGCACUGCUGAAUCCAUUCUUGGAGUCUUCAGCUUAACUUCGCCCCUCUCAGGGAGCCAAAAGGAUGAGUGCUGGACAAAGCGUACUACUUCUGAUGUAAGCUUUAAAAAAAAAAAACUACCCUGAUUACAAGUGGUUACUAUUCUGCUGCCGUUUUGAAGACUCAAGAUUCAAUUUUGUGAUGUCAGUUUAAAAGAAUAUUAUUUUGGUGGCUUCUUUUUUUCCCAAACCGUCAGGUUUGAACUGUAAAUGUUUGCUAUGCUAAGUAUUUUUUCACACCUUUGCCUUUUCCAUUUUGUUUCUGUAUGUUUUUUUUCUUUUUCUUUUUCUUUUUCCAAAUAUUUGUUUCCAACUGGGAGAGGAUAAACAUGUACAUAAAAUUUAUUUUAAAAGCAUAAAGUGUGGAGGCAUAUUAAAAAUAAAGAAGUAAUUAUGA